AUGCCACAGGAGACAUUCACCAGAUUUUAUCUUGAUCAGAUGUACCAUUCAAAACUAGCAGGUAUUUCUGGGGAAAAAAAAGUCAAAGCCAUGCUGAUUAUGGGACUUCCGCCACCUAAGGCACAGAAAGCAUGGGCAUGGGUUCCCCCACAGGGUAAAUAUGCGGGUAGACAGGGUGGGUCGUUCAAAUCAACACUGAUACUUAUACUUUCUGUGGAAAUAUCAAGGACUUGGUGA
Messenger RNA from Paracoccidioides lutzii Pb01, 237 nucleotides. RefSeq lists its product as hypothetical. Bases 1 to 237 code for a protein of 78 amino acids. The record is from RefSeq and is a predicted model, not a curated record. The transcript is spliced from 2 exons.